GGAAAUCGAUUAGCAGGCGGCGUGAUCGGGUCGCCAUGUAGAGACAUACUGCUCAGUAGCGUAGGAUCGACCGUCAGCGGAGGCGUCGCAGAGCGCGCGGCGUGAGGUCGAACGGGGCGGCCUGGGUAGAACUGUGGUCUGUCGGUUGCCCCGACUAGCCUGAGGACCAUGCGUGGAUCAUCAGGCGGCGGGGGAGCGCCCGACGCGGCCCUCUGCCUCGCCUGUUUCUUGCUGCCCUUCUUCGCUUUCCCCGGUCCUCGCCUCCGAGGGAAAGCUUCGUACGUACAUUGCGGUUCGGAUCCGUCGGGCUCUGGCUUGCGCUUCAGACAGUUGCGGCAAGGUUUGUUCCCAUCACAUCGAAGCUUUCUAUGCCUACAAAACCAGCACGCCACUUCGGUCUUCGUCUUCCUGGCCUUUGGCUCUGGUCCUACCUCGGGUUCAUCAGGGCCAGGUUCACGUUGACGUCUUUUCCCUCUACUAGCACUCGAACUCCCUUCCGCUGAAGUUGACCCAACAAGCGUGCUCCCAGUCAGCGACUCGGACGGG
Molecule: messenger RNA, 546 nt
Organism: Gloeophyllum trabeum ATCC 11539
Lineage: Eukaryota; Fungi; Basidiomycota; Agaricomycetes; Gloeophyllales; Gloeophyllaceae
Exons: 2
Coding region: 169-462 (97 amino acids)
Source: RefSeq, a predicted model, not a curated record